AUGGAAGUACCCGAAUGGGGUGCAUUGCCUGUCGAGAAAUACCUUAUCAGACAUUGGGACCAUUCAUCGGCUCAAACAGCUGUGCAGCAACACCUUCACCUAAUCCAUGAAUUUCUUGAAAUCAAUCAGGUUCCAGAUGACUGGUGUCCUAACCCAACAAAACCCACGCACGAGGAGAUUGACACUAUCCUCCGCCCCUGGCGACCGGACAACGUGCGGGCAAAGGCCGCAGCUAUUUGGACUAAUGAUCAAUUACCUCUCAUUAUCCGCACACAUUACAACCCGGACGACGACGAUAAGAUGGCGGAAUGGGUAGAAGCGGAAGAAGAAUUCAGAGACAAUGCCUACUGGGCUUGUAUUGACGAUGUGAACCAUUUCGAUUUCGGCUCCGACUGGAAAAUGAUCUAUGACAUUUUACCAGAGGUAGCCGGUCAGAAGAAUGCACCCAGAUAUAAGAUCCCGCCUGAUAGUGCGGCGGAGGAGGCUCUCAGCCUAGCAAUAAGGCGGUCACAGUUUAAGGAUUACCUACGCGAGCUCAAGCAAUCAGACCCAGCCAAAUGGCGAGACGACCCCCACUAUAUGAUUGAGUCCGCGGCUGUCGAUCUCCAGUGUGAUGUGUGUGCUCUUCGAAUAAUUAUUAUGGAUCAGGAGGCUUUCGAGACUGAGCGCCCACUACUAGUCUCUGUGGACUAUCGCCGUAACGUUAUUCGCGAGACACGCUUUGAGCUUAAUGACCAGUCAAUGGUCGAUAUCUACACGAGUUGGUUAGAUAUUCAGACGCCUGAUUGGAUUUGGGCAGAGGCCAAAAUUGGCGACAAAUCUCGGGUGGAUAGAGAAAUCGGGAGGCAACUAUAUCAACUGACAGAUGCUGAUUUUGAGGGUCCGUGGUCUCUUUAUUAG
This is a messenger RNA of Penicillium samsonianum, 900 nucleotides long. RefSeq lists its product as uncharacterized. The record is from RefSeq and is a predicted model, not a curated record. The transcript has 2 exons. The coding region runs from base 1 to 900 and encodes 299 amino acids. Lineage: Eukaryota; Fungi; Ascomycota; Eurotiomycetes; Eurotiales; Aspergillaceae.